GCAACACUGAUGAGUGGACCACUGCACUUCUAUGAACUUGGGAUCAGCAUGAGCCUGAAAAACAGUGCAGUUAUCAAAGAACUGGCCGCUAGGGGGGCGUGAUCCGACAACUGAUUGGAGAGGGACAUCCACGCUCUGGAGAAUGGAAGAAAGAGCAGAGAAAAGGAGGAAGACGUUAAAGAGAGAACCCAGCCACACACAAAGUUAAGGGGCUACAGAAGCACUUCCAUUGAGAGAAUAUGUGCAUCAGCAUUCUGUCUACAGCUUGUUACAGCUUGCCUGAAAGAUUUGUGAGAGGACCACCUCACAAUCUACAAAUGAAAUCUCAAAAUUUCCAGCACAUUUUGUCCUGGCAGGCAGGAACUAAUCUAACUGUACCAAUACAUUAUCGUGUCCUGUACACUGCAGACCGCAGGAACUGGAAUACUGCUAAAAGAUGUUCAAAUAUUACACAGCUCUUGUGCGAUCUGACAGAGGAUUUUAAAGAUGUUGACCUUCGGUACUUUACAGUAGUUCAGAGCUUCGUAGGAACUGAAGUAUUCAAUUCUUCUUUACUUGAUUUUGGACCAUCUACUGAGACAUUCCUAGGACCACCAGAAGUUAAUAUAAGUUCCUGUACAAACUGCAUGAAUAUCACUGUAAAGCUGCCAACAUCUCACUUGAGAAAAAAUGAAAAGCUGCUGUCUUUAAUCGAUAUAUACAAAGAGCUCGAUUAUGAGAUAACACUGAAAACACGUGAUGGACAGCAUAAGAGGCCACGUGAAAAAACGACUUCAGAAAUUUUUAGUACGAUCAUUGAAGAUUUGUAUCCAAAUAGAAAUUAUUGUGUGUCCGUUAUGGUCUCUGCAUCUCUAAAUAAACUUUCCAUCUCGUCACCCUGGAAAUGUGUAACUGCAGGCUCUGUAACUCAACAAGAUUAUAGUAUAGCUACAAUCACAGGUGCUGUAUGUUUUUCAUUGAUGGUCGUUGUUGUCGUCAUCAGCUGUAUGUAUGCAGGAGGUUUUUUUCUUCAAAAAAAAUCACUUCCACAUACCUUGGUAUUCACCAAUACAUUUGCCUAUUCACCCUUUACAUUUGAAUCUGAAGAAAUAACCUUUGUAGAGGUAACUUUUAAAGAGGUUAAAAAAAAGGCAAAGGAACAUAGUGGCUAUGGCAGUGAUGAAGAUGACGACGAUGACAGUGGAAGCGAUACCGGGAGUAAUCAUGACUAUGCAAGGCGUGAUAUCUUCAGUCGAGCGCCUUUUUCCUCUGACACGUCAAAUGCAUUUCUGCAGUGCUCUACGGACAGUACUUGUGAAGACAGCAGCAGUCAGGCAAGUCAAAAUCUAGACACUGACCUAGAAGAUUUCAAAGAGGAAGAAAUGAACAUUGAAGAAGGUAAAGGUGCAAGUACAGAGUUACUAAAUCCUUUCUCUGAGGUAAAUUGUACCUCUUCUGGAUCAAGGAAUAGUGCUUGCUUUACCAUAAACUUAAAAACUGUGCUGCUGGGAACCUCUGAAGAGAACAUAGAUAGUUCUACUGCUCUCCUCUCUUCCGAGAAAGAUAAAGUUGACUGGCAAGAUUCCGAUGCUUUUGAAUCAAAACUCCUUGAUGACACAGGAACCAUGCAGAAACCACUCUGUCAUAACAUCUCUCGUGAAUGGCAACAUUCUUCUGGUUCUGAUGAAAGUGAUUCGUCAGACUCAGAUACGGACCAAAAAACUGAAUACAUAAGAAGAUGAAUAAGUGAGAACCACUAUUUUAUAGCAUACAAAUAUAUAUUGUCCUCUCUGUCUGUUUCUAGACUGAAUACAGAUUUGAUCUUUCUCUUUCUUUUUUUUUUUUUUUUAACAUUCUUGAAAGUAUAUGUCUGUAUAUUGAAAAUAAGUGAAACUCACUUUUAACAAAUAUUACUGUGGUAUCUUCAGGUAUGGUCCAGGUUGUAUAAUCUGGAGAGAAACCCAGAUGACUGUUCAGAUGCAGAGAUGUGGCAGAGAUACAGAGCAGUUAUUGUAUUUUGCGUUUGAUAGUGCUUACGAGGAGUUUAUAGUAUAGGAAGAGGUGAGUGGCUGGUCUCUUAACCAGACCUUCUGACUAUCUGUGUUAGAAAGAACAGUAAUAUAGAAGGAAUCUCUGCUGUUAAUUCUUAGCUUUUUUUUUUUUGGGGGGGGGGGUGAAAUCUGUUUUGCCAGAUGGACUGUAGACAUCAAGGUAUGUAUUGACUGUAUUCAAGUCAACAAAGUGAUUUCUGCAUGAGUGUGUGCAGAGAAAGCUGAUCUGAAAUCGCAGAGAGGAAGGUAAAAAUACUCAGAUGCUUACAAAAAGAUUGUCCUGAAUAGGAAUCAAGGCAUUAUAUAAACCUUUUUUUAAAGUUUUUAUAAUUUUGUACAGUUAAUGUAUACUACAUUUUUUAAUGACAUAAAGGUAUUUUAAGAAACAGUUA
Molecule: messenger RNA, 2422 nt
Organism: Rhea pennata
Lineage: Eukaryota; Metazoa; Chordata; Aves; Rheiformes; Rheidae
Gene: IFNAR2
Product: interferon alpha and beta receptor subunit 2
Exons: 9
Coding region: 240-1721 (493 amino acids)
Biological process (GO): cytokine-mediated signaling pathway; blood coagulation
Cellular component (GO): plasma membrane
Molecular function (GO): interleukin-22 receptor activity; protein binding
Source: RefSeq, a predicted model, not a curated record